Messenger RNA from Paramecium tetraurelia, 3066 nucleotides. RefSeq lists its product as uncharacterized. NCBI's taxonomy places the organism in Eukaryota, Ciliophora, Oligohymenophorea, Peniculida, Parameciidae. The transcript has 4 exons. Gene Ontology annotation, biological process: chromatin remodeling. Gene Ontology annotation, cellular component: nucleus. Gene Ontology annotation, molecular function: ATP binding; DNA binding; ATP-dependent chromatin remodeler activity. The record is from RefSeq and is a predicted model, not a curated record.
AUGAGUGAAAGUGAAGAUGAGAGUGUUUUAUCCGAAGACGUUGAAUAAAACGAGGAAGAACUCUAUGCUAAGAAGGAACUAUUGCGGAUUGAUGAUCUGAAAAGAGAACAAGAAAAGUUUUUGUACAAGUUAAGUUGUGAGAAGCCAGUUAAGGUUACCAGUGUUUCAAAACAGGAAUUAAAAGAUCAAUAAGUGAGUGACAAACUAUCCAUAUUAUUUGAUGAAGUGGAGGAAGAAAUGGAUAAUUUGAUUUCUAAAGCCAAAUAAUAUGUCUAAUAUAUAAACAAAAAGCAAGGUGACGAAAAUAGUUCUUUGCCGAACACAUACCUCAAAACACAACCAAGUAUUUUGAAAAAGGGAAAACUAACCGGGUAUUAGCUAUAAGGAUUGAAUUGGUUGAUUAGUAUGUAGGAGGCUGGGUUAAAUGGAAUAUUAGCAGAUUAAAUGGGUUUGGGUAAAACAAUUUAAACAAUUGCACUUUUGGGGUUCAUGAAAUAGUUCAAAAAUGUUUCUGGACCUCAUUUGAUAGUAGGACCAUUAAGUACUAUACCUAAUUGGGAGAGAGAGUUAUCAGAAUGGUUGCCAAAAUGCAGUGUUUUAAAGAUGAUGGCCACUGAAGAAUGGAGACACGAUUUCAAUAAACAUCUAAGCAAGAAAGAUUAUGAUGUUAUAGUGGCUUCUUAUGAAUGUGUGAUUAAUAAUGAAAGAAUCUUGAAUAAAUACAGAUUUGAAUACUUAAUAAUAGAUGAAGCACAUAAAUUGAAGAAUGAGGAGAGUUUGUUUUUUACAACAUUGAAGAGGCUCAGUUCUAGGUUUAGAUUAUUAUUAACAGGUACUCCCUUAUAAAAUAAUCCUCAUGAAUUAUGGAGUUUACUCAAUUAUUUGAUGCCCCAAUUGUUCACUUCAAGUGAGGCAUUUGAUUAGUGGUUCUACAUAAAUAAAUUGAUGUCUGAAAAGGAAAUUUUGUAAGAGAAAUACGAAAAGAGAAAUAUGAAUAUGAUAGAAAAGGCGAAAUCUAUAAUUUAAGCCUUUAUGUUAAGAAGGACGAAAUCUGAAGUGGCCUUGGAUAUUCCUCCCAAAAAGGAAAUACAUCUUUAUGUUUAAAUGACUCCUUUGUAAAAGUCUCAUUACAGAAAUAUGAUAUUAAAUAAGAAGGUGGUUGGAGUCACAACUUAGAAAUCGUUAAUGAACAUCCUUAUUUAAUUAAGAAAAAUCUGUUAGCAUUUGUAUAUGUUCCCAGAAUUAGAAGAUAGAGACCAACCAUCUUUAGGGGAGCAUUUGAUUGAAAAUUCAGGAAAACUGAAAGUACUCGAUAUGUUUCUCAAGAAAUUAUAUAAUGAGAAUCAUAAAGUCAUAUUAUUCUCCUAAUUUACAUCGUUGUUAGACAUUUUGGAAGACUACUUAAAUUAUAGAAAAUAUAAAUACUGUAGAUUGGAUGGAUCAACACCAAUUGAAGUUAGGGAUGAAAAUAUUAGGAAUUUUUAGAACCCAGAUUCAGAUUUGUUUAUAUUUUUAUUGUCAACAAGAGCUGGAGGAUUGGGUAUAACAUUGACUGCCGCAGAUACUGUUAUUAUUUACGACAGUGACUUUAAUCCUCAAUUAGAUCAAUAGGCUAUGGAUAGAGCUCAUAGAAUUGGAUAGAAAAAGAAUGUUAUGGUUUAUCGAUUAAUUUGUUAAUCCACUGUGGAAGAAAAAAUUAUAGAGAGACAAUAAAUUAAACUUCGAUGGGAGCAGAUGAUUAUUGAUAAAGGACAUUCUUAGAUGGUUGGAAUGAUGAAUAAGAAGGAAGAUUUGAAGAGCAUAGCCACUUAUGGAGCAAGUUAAAUUUUGAAAGAUGAACCUUACACUGAAGAAGAUAUUGAGACACUCUUGAAAAGAGGAGAGGAACUCACAGAACAGUUGAAUUAAUAAAUUGAUCAGAAAUUCAAGAUAAUUAAAGAUAAAAUUGAUAAAGUAGAACUAGGUGUUAAAUCAAUUAGAGUGUUCGAUUUCUUUAAAGAUCCAAAUAAUGAAAAGGAUCUACAAGUCAUAGAAUAAUAGAUUAAAUUGAAUUAGGUUAGUAAGUAGGUUGAAUAAUCCAAUAAAGGGGAAAUAUUGCCAUAGUUUUCUAAAUUAUGUACAGAAGUUGCUGUUGAGGCCCACAAGUUUUAUUCAGAUCCCCAAUAAUAUAAAGAAUUGAUGUAAAGAGAUGAAAACUACAAACUUUAUGAGUUAUACAAACAAAAGAACCUUGAUUUUCAAUUAGACAUUGAAUUAUUGCCUCUAACUCAAAUGGAGGAAAAAUAAUUGAAUAAAUUGAGAUAAAGUGGAUUUGAGUGGAGAGCAAAGGAAUUCGAAGUAUUCUUGCAAUCUUGUAUCAAAUAUGGUAGAAGUGAUAUUAUGAAUAUUGCCAAUAGCAUGGGCAAAACACAAAAGGAGAUUCAACAAUAUAUGAAGGUAUUUAAUCACAGAUAUGAUGAAAUUCCAGACAUUAAUAGAUACAUGGUAAGAAUUGAGAAGACUGAAGCGUAAUUAGAAUAAGAAUAAGAGUUCACUGAUCUUCUCAACAAAUUUAUGAAAUUUUUUGAUGAUCCAUUACUAGAAAUGAAUUUCAAUUAAGUGUAUAAAUAAACUUAUUACACUUUGGAGAGCGAUUAAUUAAUAGUAUAUGCAACCUAUAUAGAGGGAUUUGGGAGAUGGGACAAAAUUCAGAAAUACAUACUGAAUCAUGAGAUGAGCUUCUUUGAUAAUUAUAUGAGAUCAUUAACCAAAAAAUCAAUUAAAUAAAGAGUGCUACUAUUAUUAAAGAACAUAAAAAAGUUUGUAGAUUCAAAGAAUAAAAAAGCCAAAAAAUCUGAAUAGAUGGUAGCUAAGUAAUUGGAAGAAGCCAAAGAGGCAGACAAUGCUAAAUAGUCAAAAUCGAGAUCCAAUUCAAAGAAUAGAAGGAAAAAAAAAAGUAAGUCAGUAAAAAAAGUUACUUAAUCGAAAAAGAAGAAAACCAAGAGUCCUAAGCCUAUAAGCAGUGUGAAAUCAAAAUCAAUCGAUCAGUCUAUCAAGGAAAUGGGCAAAUCAAUACUGAAAAAAUGA